Messenger RNA from Cadophora gregata, 1539 nucleotides. RefSeq lists its product as uncharacterized. The record is from RefSeq and is a predicted model, not a curated record. Gene Ontology annotation, cellular component: nucleus. The transcript has 3 exons. Gene Ontology annotation, molecular function: protein binding. The coding region runs from base 1 to 1539 and encodes 512 amino acids. Lineage: Eukaryota; Fungi; Ascomycota; Leotiomycetes; Helotiales; Ploettnerulaceae. Gene Ontology annotation, biological process: regulation of gene expression.
AUGACUGAAUUGGCAACCAUAUUUGCUGAGCUGGGUAUCUCUCACUACCUCCACGACUUCAUCGAACAGGGAUUUGAUACUUGGGAUACAAUUCUCGACAUUACAGAGUCGGAUUUCGAUGCGUUGGGUGUGAAGCUGGGUCAUCGGAGGAAGCUACAGCGAAAAAUAGCCAAUUCGAGAGGCUUGUCUUCUGACAGAGCUCUAGCGUCACCUCGCAAUACACCCACUGACGACCGACACGGAGAUGACUUAAAGCCUGCGGGUACAAGGGGUGAAAACAAAGAUGGAGGAGGUUCGGUUCCCGGCGCAAAGCGCAAGUAUAGACGACACCCAAAACCCGAUGAGAAUGCCCCGGAACGGCCACCAUCUGCCUAUGUGAUAUUUUCAAACAAAAUGCGUGAGGAUCUUAAGGGGAGGAAUCUAUCGUUCACGGAAAUUGCCAAGCUGGUUGGUGAAAAUUGGCAGAAUCUUUCACCUGGUGAGAAAGAUCCCUAUGAGCAGCAAGCCUUUUCUGCGAAAGAGCGGUAUAACAACGAGCUCGCGGAAUAUAAAAAGACGGAACAGUACGCUGAAUACUCGCAAUAUCUGUUGGAAUUCAAGGCUAGGCAUUCAAAUCCUCAGCAAACGAGCGAUGCAGAUGUAUCCAAACGACCGAAGCUAGAAGCUCAUGUCAGCACAACGAGUAGUGGAACUGCGAGCAGUAGCACCAGUCAACAAGAGCCUGUGCCUAGCCGUGCCCGCAUUGAACAACCUGUUUCAAGUUCUAGUCAGUGGCAGCCAGCUGAAGCCCAGUCAUCACCAAAGCUAUCAACUACGCCGAAAUUAAAUUUGGCAUCGGGAUCACAGGCGCCUCAGGUCUCGGCUACUUCUCCCACAGUCCUGCCAGGCUAUCGCGAUUCGAUUUACCCUUCUCUUCCAUGGAGAGACGCACAACGUGACGAGAUUGCUGGUCGUUAUCAACAACUUCCUCGUAUUGCGAGUGUCAAGGAUAGACAAUCUAGUUUCUCAGGAGCUUCUCACCCAGAAUCUCUGAACCUCACUGGUUCACAACAGCAUGCUCACCGGACAGGCCAUACUCAUCCACCGCCGCUCCUGACUUCAGAAUCAACCAAUCGAUCAACGGCGUCCUCCGGCAGUACAGUAUCAUCUGUGUACUACUCCCCUCGGACACCGAUGGAGCCGCCAAUGGAGAGAGCCCUGCCAAUCCCAGCCAUGUACACGCAGAAGUCCUAUGAAAAUCAAUUACCGCCUAUCAGACCCCCAUCUCUAUCUCCCCAGUCUACGCUGUCUGGCCAUCCACAGCAGUCUCCAAAUGCUCAUCCCAAAUCGGGAGAGUACGCACACCCUAUACCCCCAAUCCGCGGUUACGGCUCAAUCGUAUCGCACCACUCUAUCUCGAAUGAUCAUCCCGAUUAUCGAAACAGAGACUUCAUGAAUUCUACUUCAUCAGCAGAUGACUCGAUCCUAGACCCUGUCAGUGCUCUACUGAGGGCAGGAGAAAUCGUCAAUCAAAAUAGCAGGGGCCGUUCAGAUUCGUAG